Messenger RNA from Drosophila navojoa, 3092 nucleotides. Its product is annotated as glycine dehydrogenase (decarboxylating), mitochondrial. Gene Ontology annotation, biological process: glycine decarboxylation via glycine cleavage system. The record is from RefSeq and is a predicted model, not a curated record. NCBI's taxonomy places the organism in Eukaryota, Metazoa, Arthropoda, Insecta, Diptera, Drosophilidae. Gene Ontology annotation, molecular function: glycine dehydrogenase (decarboxylating) activity; glycine binding; pyridoxal phosphate binding. Gene Ontology annotation, cellular component: mitochondrion; glycine cleavage complex.
CAGUCGCUGUUUGGCAGACGUUUGGACUGGACGUGACCGAGGAGGUAGAGCCUUACAACACCUUUAAGCACUGCUUAGAUAAAUCAGAAUGCAACGUAUCGUGGCAAGGCGCAGCUGCAGCUUAAUGCUGAGGCUCAACGCUCGCUCUCUGGCCACGACGCCCGUGGGCGAUGUGCUCUUUCCGACCAAAUCGGAUUUUCCCAGUCGUCAUAUAGGACCACGCAAGACGGAUGUGGUUGCCAUGCUGGACACGCUGGGCUUUAAGUCCUUGGCAGAGCUCACCGAGAAGGCGGUGCCGCAGAGCAUACAAUUGAAGCGGGAUCUGAGCCUCGACAAGCCUCUGAACGAACACGAGCUAAUCCAACGUAUUCGUGACAUUUCGCUCAAGAAUCAGCUGUGGCGCUCGUACAUCGGCAUGGGCUACCACAAUUGCCAUGUGCCCCACACGAUCGUGCGUAACAUCUUCGAGAAUCCCGGAUGGACCACACAGUAUACACCCUAUCAGCCGGAGAUCGCCCAAGGUCGCCUCGAGUCGCUGCUCAACUAUCAGACGCUCGUCACCGAGCUCACGGGGCUGGAUGUGGCGAAUGCCUCGCUGCUGGACGAGGGCACAGCUGCUGCGGAGGCCAUGUGCCUGGCCAACCGGCACAACAAGCGCAGGAAGCUCUACCUGUCGAACAAGGUGCAUCCUCACACCUUGGCGGUGGUGCAGACGCGUGCCGAUGCACUGGAGCUGGAUAUCGUUGUGGGUCCCAUUGAGCGGGCCGAUCUGCGCAGCCGAGAGCUGUCCGGCAUUCUGCUCCAGUAUCCGGAUACCUACGGAGAUGUCAAGGACUUUGAGGACAUUGCGGCUCUGGCACGCAAAAAUGGCACCCUGGUGGUGGUGGCUACCGAUCUGCUGGCCCUCACGCUGCUGCGUCCGCCCGCCGAGUUCGGCGCGGACAUUGCCAUCGGCACCUCGCAGCGCCUGGGCGUGCCCCUGGGCUAUGGCGGCCCGCACGCCGGCUUCUUUGCCUGCAAGCAGAGCCUGGUGCGCCUGAUGCCGGGUCGCAUGAUUGGGGUGACGCGCGACAUGGACGGCAACGACGCCUACCGCUUGGCGCUGCAGACCCGCGAGCAGCACAUCCGACGCGACAGGGCUACGAGCAACAUCUGCACCGCCCAGGCCCUGUUGGCCAACAUGUCCGCCAUGUACGCCAUCUACCAUGGCCCGGAGGGUCUGAAGGCCAUCGCGAAUCGCAUUCAUCACUUCACACUGACGCUGCAGACGGGUCUGCUCGAGGCUGGCCAUGAGGUGGUCAACAAGAAUUUCUUUGACACUCUGCACGUGAGACUCUCAGGCGAUCUCUCGCUGGAGGAGCUCAAGGAACGCGCCGAGCACAAGCACAUCAACUUGCGCUACUUGCCAGAUGACACCGUAUGCGUGGCCUUGGAUGAGACGGUGAGUGUGGCAGAUGUGAACGACCUCUUGUGGUGCUUCAAGGCACCAUUAACGGUGGAGGAGCUGCUAGCACGCAAGGAUGUGCUGAAGAACUCCAUUGAGAACUCCAAGUUCCUGCGCACCUCGCCCUACCUGCAGCAUCCCAUAUUCAACAGCUAUCACAGCGAGUCUCGCAUGGUGCGCUACAUGAAGAAGCUGGAGAACAAGGAUAUCUCGCUGGUGCAUUCCAUGAUCCCACUAGGCUCCUGCACCAUGAAACUGAAUGCGACCACCGAGAUGAUGCCCUGCUCGUUCCGACACUUCACAGAGAUUCAUCCCUUUGCACCAGUCGAGCAGGCUCAAGGCUUUCAUCAACUGUUUAGCGAACUGGAGCGGGAUCUCUGCGAAAUCACGGGCUACGACAAAAUCUCAUUUCAGCCCAACUCUGGUGCUCAAGGCGAGUACGCCGGCCUGCGUGCCAUCAGGAGCUACCACGAGCACCGCAACGAGGGACAUCGCAACAUUUGCCUGAUUCCCAUUUCUGCGCACGGCACAAACCCAGCCUCGGCCCAAAUGGCUGGCAUGAAGGUAGAGCCCAUACGAAUUCUCUCGGAUGGCUCCAUCGAUAUGGCCCAUUUGCGUGACAAAGUGGCGGAGCAUUCCAAUGAGCUGUCCUGCCUCAUGAUCACCUAUCCCUCGACCAUGGGCGUGUUUGAGGAGACAGUGGCCGAGAUCUGCACGUUGGUGCACCAACACGGUGGCCAGGUGUAUCUGGACGGUGCCAAUAUGAACGCUCAGGUGGGCCUGUGCCGGCCCGGAGACUACGGAAGCGAUGUGUCUCACCUGAAUCUUCACAAGACCUUCUGCAUACCGCAUGGUGGCGGCGGCCCUGGCAUGGGACCCAUCGGAGUGAAAGCACAUCUGGCACCGUUCCUACCUGGCCAUCCAGUUGUCAGUCCGCUCGCUAGCGAGGAGCACAGCUUUGGUGUCGUCUCAGCCGCGCCCUUUGGCAGUCCGGCAAUCCUACCUAUCUCCUGGUCGUACAUUAAACUCAUGGGUAGUCGUGGUUUGAAGAGAGCCACCCAAGUAGCCAUCCUGAAUGCGAACUACAUGUCCAAGCGUCUGGAGCAGCACUACAAAACGCUGUACAAGGCAGAAAACUCGCAGCUGGUGGCCCAUGAGUUCAUACUGGACAUACGGGAUCUUAAAAAGACGGCCAACAUUGAGGCCGUCGAUGUGGCGAAGCGUCUUAUGGAUUACGGCUUUCAUGCACCGACCAUGUCCUGGCCCGUAGCCGGCACACUGAUGAUAGAGCCAACUGAGUCUGAAGACAAAGAGGAGUUGGAUCGGUUCUGUGACGCCAUGAUCUCCAUUAGAGAGGAAAUUGCAGAGAUCGAAGAAGGGCGCAUGGACAAAACCGUUAAUCCCCUGAAAAUGGCGCCACACACACAGGCCCAGGUCAUAUCGGACAAAUGGAACCGUCCCUACACACGUGAACAGGCUGCCUUCCCAGCGUUGUUCGUGAAGCCAGAUGCUAAAAUUUGGCCUACUGUUGGCAGAAUCGAUGAUGCGUAUGGUGAUAAGCAUUUGGUGUGCACAUGUCCGCCCAUUCUGCCAGAUUUGUAAUAAACUUGUACAAUAUCUAAAUAUCUUUAAGAAAAAUAUACAUAUA